ACGACAACAAUACCAAUACCUGCAGCUGCGCGAGCUGGACCGGGAUUUUGCGGCGGUUCGGUCCCGUUCUGAGCAUCUAAACUGACUGUUGUGGAUUAAUGAGACUAAACGAGUCCGGACCGAGUCUGUUCCGGUCUGAGGAGAUCCGGAGUCGCGCGGACAACAAAGUGGAACCGGAAUCUGUGGAUAUUCGUGUGUAGCUAGCUGCUAGCUGCUAGCCGCUAACACGGCCCACCUCCCGAGUCGACGGUCGCACCGGCAUAUCCAGAACCGGACUUAGGGAGGACCGGCCGAGGCCUGUACCUGCUCCUCGGUCGGAGGCUCAGUCGAGUCCCAUGCCAGGUCCAGUGCCUGCUCCUCGGUCGGGGGUGCGGCCGAGGUUGUUUGUGGCCAGAGACCCUUCAUCGGCUCUCAGGCCACCAGCUCCCGGCAAAACUCCGUCGGUGGUCCAGCCAAGACCCUUGAGGGUUUCCCAGCCAGUGGUCUUCCCUUUUUACCCCGACCUGACACAUGGGACAUUUCAAUUGCAUGAGGGUUAAUUUAACCAGCAUCAGUUAAACUGACAUAAACUGAGUCAUACUCAUUUAAGUUCAUGAUUAAAAUAAAUCAUUUUAAAAUAAAGUAAAAAGCUAAACGGACUGGCUUUGAAACAGCGUUUGAGAAUUAUGGGUAAUUUUAGCCUUCCGCUAACUUAAAAUGCCCGAAAACUAUUUAUCAGAAUCGAGGCAGAAAUAAUGGCAUCAAUAAAGGUCAUCAGUAAGAGAGUCCAGGAAGUCUGACAGACUUUUAAGCUAAUUCAAGUCCUUAAAUUUUCUUUUAUGGAAAGAAGACCAUCAGACAGGUACAGAACACAACACACAGGCUCAGAUAACAAAUACACAACACAUAGACGAAAACCAGUUCAUAGAAAUCUGCUUAGCAACAACUAAAAAUGUUCAGUAUUAACAAUUUUCUGGCGAAACUUGAAUAAAUAGCUAACACAUUAAAGAUCAUACACAUUCCCUGAACGAACAUAAUGAAAAUAAAAACACGUAUUUCCAGUUAAAAAGAAAAUAUUCAUAAAAAACAUAUUCACAACGUUUUUUAUUGCAGAAGAUAUGAAAAUGAUAUUAUUUGGUAUGUUUCCAGACAGUCAUGCGACAUGGACACAGGGUGAUAAGAAAUAUCUAUAACUUGAUUUCAACAUGUAUAUUUAUCCACAAAGGUGACGUUUGUCUGAGUGUCAUCAUUACCUGAUGAGAUUUCCCCUCUGAACUCCUCAUAUGGUUUCAUUUAGAUAUCUCGGAGGGAAAAGAUUAGAAGUUCAGGCUUUUAGCUGAUAAUACAGUUCUUUUACUUCAGGAGGAUUUUAAAUGCAGGACUUUAACGUUGUUGUGCUGCUACGUUGACUCGGUGUGUGUGAGUGAGUUCCUACAUGACUCGACUCUCCUGACGCUCGCCAAAGAUUAAAAUAUUACAUUUUCACUUUUGUUGAUUGUUUUGUUUGCUGGUCAAACACUGGUUUGUAAUGGUGUCUUUCUAACAGACCUUGCAUUGAGCUGGUCACUCAGUCAUACUCCUGUGCUUUGUGCUCAUAUGAAUUAUGUUGCACUAAUAAGGAGUUACCAUAAAGUAAGACUGUAGUUGUGCUGUCUCACGAUCAGGAUAUAGUAAAUGUAAAUGCGACUGGUUAGAACUUGAAGCUACAACGAGGUCUUAAAAUGGAUGGACAGACUUUUAAAGAAGGUCUUAAAAGGUUUUAAAUGUAACUUCAGGAUUCCUGCAUGUACUAAACAAAAUGUAUGUUUCCUCUGAUUUCAGAGCCAUUAUGUGAAGCUACUACAGUUUGUUCUAUGGAUCAAUGCAGAAAUAAUGCGGAGAAUGUUUGGGUAGAUUUAUUUGACUGUUUGGUGUGCCAGGAGCUUCAGAGAGAUAGAACACAACACAAUAAGAGUUUAAAAUGUCAUUAAACUACAACUUUCUGCUGUGACUGCAGAGCCAGCGAGCUCUCUUCUCAUUCUCAUCACUCUCUCUGCUGUGAACAAAGAAAAAAAGACUCAAGGAUUUUAUUUGUUCAUUUGUCUUUCUUCAGAAUGUGGUGGGAGGUGGAGGAGGAGACCUGGGCCCUACCCUUCAUCCUCCUCCUUCUCCUUCUCCUCCUCCUUCUCCUCCUCUUCCUCUUCAUCCUCCUCCAGAUGCUAACCUGCAGCUCUCUGUAUCACCCCGGGACUCUGUGUUUGGGUGCAGAAGGAGCAGAUGCAACAGCAGCAGAUCUGUUCGAGUCCGACCUGUGGCCCUCCGGAGACUCGUCCCUCCUCUCCCUCGUCCUGUUUCAUGUCGCCUCUCUGAGCUGUCCUGUAAAAUAAUGGCCAAGAAAGUACUAAGAAGACAGAGGAAGUGUUUAGAGAACAGCUGAAGAGAGAAACUAACCAGCCGUCCCAGGAUGAAGGGAAGAGCGAGUCUUCUUCUCAGCGUCAUCAUUGUGGCAUGUUCCUCUGGCGUCGCUGCUCAGGUGACAGUGUGUGAAAAUGCCAAUGUGGCCGACAUCGUCUUCCUUGUUGAUGGAUCCACCAGCAUCGGCCCUACGAGCUUUCAGGAGGUCCGGAAUUUUCUCCGUGGAGUCAUCAAUGCCUUCGAUAUCGGCUUCGACAGAGUUCGGAUCGGCCUGGCUCAGUACAGCGAUGAACCUCACCAGGAGUUCCUGCUGAAGGAUCACACAGAUAAAAGUUCCCUGCUGACCGCAGUGGAAAACAUUCCCUACCGAACAGGGAACACUUUCACCGGCAAGGCCAUGGACUUCAUCCGGGAGCAGUACUUCACCGAAGUUGCGGGGAGCCGAGACAGCCAGCGUGUGCCUCAGAUCGCUGUGGUCAUCACAGAUGGAGACUCUGCUGAUGAUGUUAAGGAACCUGCACGGCUCUUGAGGCAAAAGGGAGUCAUAGUGUUUGGCAUCGGGGUGGGACAAGCCAACCUGAUGGAGCUCCAGUCCAUCGCCAACCAGCCAUCAGACCACUUCCUGCUCACCAUCGACAGCUACCAGGCUCUGCAGAAGCUGACGGACAGGCUGCUGCGAACUGUGUGCAUCUCUGUGGAGGAUCAGAGGCAAGCUCUGGUGGAGAAGUUUACGGACAUUUUCUUCCUGGUGGACAGCGGUAUUACUCAAGGACCCUUCUCUGUGUUUCGGGCUGACCUUAUCAAAUUAAUCAAUCAACUCUCCGUUGGAUCGUCCACCAACCGUGUGGGUUUGGCUACAUACAGUGAAGAAGCCCGCGUUGAAUUCUUUCUCAAUACUCAUCAAACUAAACAGGAGACCUUGGCUGCUGUCAGACGUUUCCGCCUUCGCCCACAGCCCAACAGACCACGUAACCUGGGCAGUGCUCUAAAAUUCGCCCACGCUAACUUUUUCACCGAUCAGGCGGGCGGCCGUGCAAGCCAAGGUUUUCAUCAGUUGCUGGUUGUUGUGAGUGGAAAAGACUCAGAUGAUAGUGUGAACGUGCCGGCUCGUUUGAUUAAGUCAGCGGGGAUAACUGUAGCUGCGAUGAGUGCAGGUGCAUCAAUGGCUGAAAUGGAAAUAAUCGGCAGUUCUCCGCUCAUAUUUGAUUCUCCAAGAGGACUUCUUUUAAAAGACUUCAUCCUGGCUAAGAAACUAGUGGAGACCACAACUGAAGAUUGCAAAGGAGCCAACAGGGCCGACAUCGUGUUCAUCGUGGAUGAGUCGGGCAGCAUGGGAACAUCCAACUUCCGGCUGGUGCGCUCUUUCCUUCACUCACUUGUGAGCGGCCUGGAUGUGGGUCUGGAAAAAGUGCGAGUAGGCAUCGUUGUGUUCCACGACACACCCUCAGCACAGACCUACCUCGACACGUUCGAUAACAAGACAGAUAUUCUGCAGUUCAUCAACAUCCUGCCGUACCAUGGAGGUGGCACAAGGACUGGAGCUGCUCUAGACUUCGCCCGGACACAAGUCUUUAUAAGGCAGAGGGGCCGCAGGAAGGAUGUCCAGCAGGUGGCAGUGGUGAUCACUGAUGGUCAAUCCCAGGAUGAUGUGAGCAAAGCAGCGGCUGAUCUCCGUCGGGCCGGAGUCACAAUUUACACCAUAGGAGUGGCAGGUGCCAACAAGACACAGCUGUUGCAGAUGGCGUCUGAACCCCCCCAUACGCAUGUUUUCGAUGUGGACAGUUUCAACCAGCUGAAGGGUCUGACACAGAGUCUGCAGAAAACCAUGUGCACGAACAUCAAACGCGAACAGAUCGCAGACAAGACAAGCAAAGAAGACGUCAAAGAAGCCUGUAUCCUGAAGGAUGAAGCUGACAUCUACUUCCUGUUGGACAACUCAGGAAGCAUCAAGUAUCAAGACUUCGAUGACAUGAAGGCAUUCAUCAUCGAGUUUUUUCAUAAAUUCCAUAUUGGGCCACAACAUGUCCGCAUGGGGCUUGUGAAAUUUGCUUCUUCACAAGAUUUGGAAUUUGACCUGGCAAAAUACUCGGAUGUCAAUCAACUGGAGAAUGCCGUACAACGUAUUAUAUUGAAAGGAGGUGGGACAGAGACAGGCGACGCGCUACAAUUCAUGGAACCCCUCUUUAAGACCGCAAUGGAAACUCGUCCCGGAGUCCCACAGCACCUGAUUGUCCUCACUGAUGGAAACUCCACCCAACCCAAAAGAGUCCCAGCUCCUGCAGAACGCCUGAGGGCGCUGGGUGUCAGAGUCUUUGCCAUCGGGGUGAAAGACGCAAUUCAGAAGGAGCUGGAAAUCAUUGCCGGCGACCGCAAGAGGACUUUCUUCGUGUAUAACUAUGAUGCCCUGAAGACCAUCACGGAUCGCGUCUUGAUAGCAGUGUGUACUCCAGCUGUUUGCAAAGACGUACAGAGUGACAUACUUUUCUUAACUGACAGCUCUGGGAGCAUCGUUCCAGAAGACUUCCAGAAAAUGAAAGACUUCAUGAAAUCUGUCGUCAGCUCCAUGAUCGAGCAGAAUGAGAUGCACUUUGGUGUAAUGCAGUUUAGCACCAACACAAAACUAGAGUUCCAACUGGACCGCUACAGCAGCAAAAAUGACAUGCUGAGAGCCAUUGAAGACAUGAGGCAGGUCGGUGGAGGAACGCUCCUGGGUGCAGCCAUCACAGAGGUGUCGCAGUAUUUUGAUCCAAACAGAGGAGGGCGUGCCGGCGUGGGGAAGAAGCUGAUAGUGAUGACAGACGGUGAAUCCCAAGAUGAGGUAAUAGGCCCUGCUGAGGUUCUCAGGGAUAAAGAUGUGACGGUCUACGCCAUCGGAGUAGAGAAUGCCAACACCACCCAGCUGCUGGAGAUCUGCGGUUCAUCAGAAAACGUCUUUAACCAGAGGAACUUUGAUGAACUGAAGGACUUGGAAAGCAAGGUGACCUUAAAGCUCUGCGAACCGAGAGAUUGUAAGAAGACACAAAAAGCUGACAUUAUUUUCCUGGUGGACAGUUCUUCAAGCAUAGAUUCAAAAGAGUUUGAAAGCAUGCGGAGCUUCAUGGCGUCAGUAGUGAACCUAACUGCAGUUGGCAGUCACCUGACCCGCUUUGGGCUCAUUCGCUACGCUGAUGUAGCCCAAUCUAUUUUUGCUUUGAGAGACUUUAACUCCAAACAAGAGGUUCUUCAAGCAAUAGCAGACUUGGGUCGAGCAGGAAUUAACACCUACACAAGCGCUGCCUUGUCCUACUCAGUAGAGUACUUUGGCGCUCAACAUGGCGGCCGGAAAGCCCUCAGUGUGCCUCAGUUUCUCAUGGUGAUCACAGACGGAGAUGCCACCGACCGUGACAAACUGAAGCCGUCAUCUGAUGCCCUGCGGAGCAACGGGGUCACUGUCAUCAGUGUCGGAGUUGAAGGAGCCAACAGAAGCCAGCUGGCCAUUAUGGCUGGUGACGACCCAUCAAAAUCCUUUUAUGUGGACAGUUUUGAAGGCCUGAAAACUCUGAUCACGGUUAUUCCUAAAAUCAUCUGCGAGUCUACUGAGAAAGCUGGCAGGUGUGAUCUGGUGCUUCUCCUCGAUCAGUCUGAAAGCAUCAAGGCGAAUAAUUACGGGCUGAUGAAAAACUUCUCUGUAGAUGUCGUGAACAGUUUUGAAGUCAAUGAGAAGUUUGUGCAUGUUGGAGCUGCACGAUUCAGCGAUAGUCUUCAGCCUGAGUUUUACCUGAACAAGUACUCCAGGAGGCAAGAGAUCAUUCAGCACAUCCGCGAUAUGAAGAAGAAAGGUGGAUUCACCUACAUUGGAAGGGCCUUGGAAUCCAUUGAGGAGUUCUUCACGCCGACACGAGGCAGCCAUGGUGGAAUUACCAAGAAUCUGCUGAUGAUCACAGACGGUGAAUCUGAGGAUCUAGUGGAGCAGAGGGCUGACCAUCUGAGGAAGCUAGGGGUCGAUGUGUUUGCCGUCGGUGUUGGAGACGUCCACGACCUGGAACUCUUGCAGAUCUCUGGCACCCCAGAGAGGGUCUUCAAGGUGUCAAACUUUAAGGCCUUGCCAUUCAUCAAGAAGGACUUAGUAGACAAAAUGUGCAAAAUUGAACCGUCAGAUGAAUGCACCAUUGAUAUCGCCAUGGGGUUUGAUAUUUCACAAAGAACGGGAGCCCUCGGUGAGAGGCUGGUGAGUGGCCACCCCUUGCUCAAGGUCUUCCUGCCAGCGAUCGCUUCUGCCGUUUCCACAGUAGAAGGUCUGUGCUGCACCUCUGCAGUCAUCAAGACCAAGAUCGCCUUCCGACUGGUCAGUCGUGAUGGAGGUCUCCUGUACGACACAAACUUUGAAGACUACAGCAAGGAUGUCGUGAGGAAAGUCAUGAACCUGCCGCUGACCGAAUCGACCUACUUCAACACCGACCUGCUGAGCUCCUUCAUGGCGAUGUUCAAGGCCACGUCCCAAGCUAAAGCUAAGGUGCUGCUCAUCUUCUCAGACGGACUCGAUGAAGACGUGAUGAAGCUGAAGAAUCAAGCAGCCGAUCUGCAAAAGUCUGGAAUCAGCGCUCUGCUGGCCGUCGCUCUGGAGGGAGCGCACGAUGCUUCCCAGCUGAAGAAGGUGGAGUUCGGCCGAGGAUUCGGCCAACAGACUCCGUUCAGCAUCGACAUGCAUAAUGUUCACAGCGCCAUCCACCAACAGAUUAACGUAGUGGCUGACAGGGUGUGCUGUAACGUCUGGUGCAAAUGUGUGGGACCUGAAGGCAGUCCUGGCGAUCGGGGCAACCCGGGGACGAAGGGUGAUCCUGGAAAGAACGGUCUGCCGGGCUACCCGGGAGAGGAGGGAGGCUCGGGUGAGCGAGGACCACCUGGACCGAGGGGACCUCCGGGCACCAAGGGCUGUCCUGGGAUCAGAGGACAGAAGGGCUUAAGAGGAGUCUCAGGCGACGCGGGUGAGAAGGGAGCAAAUGGAGUGGAUGGAGUCCACGGAGAGGAGGGACUGAAGGGACAAGAUGGAAUCAAAGGAGUGAAAGGAUACGCAGGAGAUCCGGGUGUCCCCGGCAUCAAGGGAGACAAGGGACUGAAAGGAUAUCCAGGAGCAAGAGGAGAUCGGGGUCAACCAGGUGUCAGUAACAACAUCCCAGGAGCUAAAGGAGACCCUGGGAGCCCAGGUUUUCCAGGCGAUCCCGGCCCGGACGGUGAGCCAGGUGAGAGAGGAGUCGAUGGAUUCCCGGGUCCAGAUGGAAGAAGAGGCACUCCUGGAGAGAAGGGCGCACCUGGAACAGCAGGAGCUCGAGGACUCCCAGGUGUCCAGGGUGCUUCAGGUCCACAGGGACGCCAAGGAGAAAAAGGCGAUCCUGGACUGCGAGGAAUAAACGGCUUCCCUGGACCUCAGGGUUCUCCAGGACAACCGGGAGGCCCGGGACAACCCGGACGCCGUGGCCAUAAUGGACAGAAGGGCCAACCAGGAGAACCAGGUGCUCCAGGUGUUCCAGGCUCACAGGGAUCCAGAGGAAUGCCAGGUCAGGAUGGGAGAGACGGUUAUGGACCUAAAGGAAGCAAAGGUGCCAAGGGAGAUCCUGGUUUUCCUGGUCACCCUGGUCUACCGGGUCCUCAGGGUGCAAAUGGAACCAAAGGAGGUCCAGGAGGCAAAGGGAGCAAAGGUCAAGAGGGGAGACCAGGCAGAGACGGAGGAGACGGCGACCCUGGAACAGAUGGAGGUCCAGGACACCCGGGUCCCAGAGGUCCUCCUGGAGAAGGCAUCCCGAAAUGCAAUCUGAUCCGCAUCAUCAGAGACAACUGCACGUGUUGCAUAGGUCGACCCCAGUGCCCGGCCACCCCCCUCGAGCUGGUGUUCUCUCUGGACAUGUCUGCGGAUGUGACCCCGGCGAUCUUCGAGAGGCAGCGUAACGCCCUCAUCUCCCUGCUGGAGGACCUCGCCAUCACCGAGAGCAACUGUCCGACAGGAACUCGCGUCGCUGUGGUGGGAUACAGCUCCUCCACCCAGUACCUGAUUCGCUUCAAUAUCUGGCGCUAUAAGAGACAGUUGAUCGAGUCUGUGAAGAACAUCUCCCUGGAGGGAUCUACCGACCAACGCCAGCUGGGGGCCAACAUGUUGUUUGUGGGUCGCAAUGUCUUCAAGCACGUUCGUGCAGGACUAACAAUGAGGAAAGUGGCUGUCUUUUUCACCAAUGGGCCGACGGAGGACAAUAAUGACGUCACGACUGCCCUGAUGGAGCUCCGGGCCCUGAACAUCUUCCCAGCAAUCCUCUCCAUGCGUAACGCUGCACUUAUUCAAAGAGCAGUCGAGGUUGACGACACUGGACACUCCAUCUUCACAGUGCUGGGGAGGAACAUGGCUGCUGACCUGAGGAAGGUGAAGAACUGUGCCAUCUGUUUCGACCCCUGUAGGCCUUCAGAGGAGUGCUCCUUCAUCCAGGAGCCGGCGCAGCCUCAGCAGGUGGACAUGGACCUGGUCCUGGUGGUGGACAGCUCCAGGGAGGUGAAGGCUGAUGAGUAUGUGGGCGCCCAGCAGCUGUUGGGCUCUGUGGUGGAACAGCUGGCUGUGAGCUCUCAGCCCCGCAGGGCCGGGAACCAGGCCCGGGUGGCUGUAGUCCAGCAGAGCGGUACCCAGGUCACAAAGCCGGAGUUUGGCCUGCAGACCUACCAGAACCACGACCUGAUGAAGACCCACCUGAUCCAGACCAUGAGGCAGCAGGGCGGCUCCUCGGCGCUGGGACACACGCUGGAGUUCACCCUGAAGGAGGUGCUGAUGAAGGCCAGCCAGCCCCGGAGGAGGAGGGCCAUACUGACGGUGGUGGGAACCCAGACGGCUUACGAGGACCGAGCCCGGCUGCGCUACUUCUCCCAGAAGCUCAAGUGUGAGGGGGUGGCCAUGUUUGUGGUGACGGUCAGCGAGCGCUUCAACCGGACGCAGGUGGAGGAGCUGGCCAGCCUGCCUGUGGACCAGCACCUGAUCCACCUCAGCAGACUGAAGGCCGAGGAGCAGGGCUACGCCCAGCGCUUCUUCAGGGUCUUCCUCUCCGCCCUCGACAAGGGAACCAACACGUAUCCUCCUCCUGCAAUAAAACAGACCUGCAGCCAGCUGUCGGACAUAAUGAUAGACGAAACUUUAAACGGUCAGGGCUCGGCUGAACUGGAGGAGGAGUUUAUGGCAGAUGAAGUAACUGACGUGUCUCAGGUCCAGACGGGACAGAGGGCUGUGAUGACAUCACCGAGCAGAGCCACCGACCCGGGUUCACUCUCAGGAGCUCCAAUCAACGCUGCCUGCCUGCUCAGACAGGACGCCGGCGGCUGCCAGCAAUACGCAGAGAUGUGGUUCUUUGACAACGAUCACAGGAGAUGCAUUCGCUUCUGGUACGGCGGCUGCGGUGGUAACAAAAACCGCUUUAAGACGAAGAAGGACUGCGAGCAGACCUGUCUGACAAAGACUCAGAGAGGAGGACUCGCUGUCAUGGGACGUGAACGGAUCGAAUGAAGUAGAAGUGUCGCUUUGUUCCGAAGGUGAAGCAGGAAAAAUCAUCGAAAACAUUCAUCUUCAAAGAAAAAAACACAGUGACUUCACAGAGAUGUGAAGACGAGAGAACCUUUUAAAACGCUGAUGAAAACACAUGCGGGUCAGUUUCAGCUGAUCCAGAACUCAGCAGCUGUCUAACAUCUUCUUGACGAGUUUAUUCAGGUUUUUUUUUCCUUGAACAUGCAUGUUUUGUUUCUGAGAUUUAUUUUAAUGAAUUAUUUGGAGAUUGGGUGAUUUUUUUUUUUUUUUUAAUCUCACAAACUUUCUGCUGGACGUUUGAUCCAUAACACGGACUUAGAGGUCCUUCAGGAUGUGUUUUGUUUUUGACAAGAUGAGGUGCUAUUUUUGUUUCCUUUUUUAAGAGAAGCUGGACGAAUACUCUCAUUUAAAUUUGGCAAAAUUUUUUUAACAACACACUAUCAUUUUCUUUUCUGCACUACUUUGUGAUUAAAAGUUAUAUUUCACCUAACUACAAAACUCAAGUCGUGUCCAUCAGUACCAUUAUGCAGAUUAUCUGUCCAUAUCUACAGCGUCUAUAAGUACAAAACAGCCUUCAAGCGGCAAAAACUUUUUCCGAAAGACGAACACCACGAACCGUUUCAAUACAUUCAACCAAACUUCCAGCUUGUUUCACCUCUGCUGAUCUUGACAUUUUAAUUCCCAGCUCAUGAAUCCUGUUAAAAUACAACAAUGCACAAUAGAAAUAAAUUGCUGUGAUCAACAGCUGGCAGCAGGAGUUUCUCUCUGCCACAAGAUGGUGUCAAUUCAUCAUCGUCAGAUCUGAGGUCAGUCAGCUGCAGGAGUCUGACUGCAGCGCUGGGACAGAUGAAAGAACAAUAUAACAAUGAUGCACUUAUCUCAUUUUAUUCUACUUUAUACUUUGACUUCAUCACAUUCCAGAGACAAAUAUUGUAAUUCUCACUUUUUAAAAUCAGUUUGAAGACCCAGGUUAAAAGUUACUGUGCAGAUUUUACUAAUACAAUAUGUAUAUACAAUACAUAUUCAUUUAUAGAUUAACCUGUGAUUCAUUAAAUGUGGUAUUAUUAGUAACCUACCAAACAUUUAAUGCAGUAGAAAUAGAUCCACUUCAGCCAGCUGUGUUUCUCGUUCACGUGUCAGUGCAUCAGGGAUAAUAUUCAAAUGACAAAAAUACUAAAAGUAAUGGAGACUUUAGUUUGUUCAUUAGGACAGCUUUAAAGAUCUCUGCAGACAAUAAACUCACCAAAUUACACUCACUUUAAACUGCAGAUCUACAUUAAUACUGUUAAUUGAAUGUGUUGUUUUUUUCAUGUUGUACUCAGCGAACACCAACUUACUGAAAUACUGAAUAAUGAAUAAAAACCAUGUGAAGAGAA
Messenger RNA from Acanthopagrus latus (yellowfin seabream), 11277 nucleotides. RefSeq names its product collagen alpha-6(VI) chain-like. The coding region runs from base 2423 to 9883 and encodes 2486 amino acids. The transcript has 41 exons. Lineage: Eukaryota; Metazoa; Chordata; Actinopteri; Spariformes; Sparidae. Gene Ontology annotation, molecular function: serine-type endopeptidase inhibitor activity. The record is from RefSeq and is a predicted model, not a curated record.